AUGGAUCAUCUGUCGGAAGCCCCCCAAUACAGCGGAAGAUCCUUGUCGAGGGCCCAACUCUUCUUCACCGAUGAUGCUAACAUGCGCCAAUUAUGUCUCAUCCUUACUCCUCCGAGCGGUCCCUGGAAGGAUCUUUCUCUCCAUUUUGACCCCACUUCUCCAAGUAUCAAGAGCAGUGUCAACGGCAUCCAGCAUCCAAAUCUUUUCUCUUCUUUCAUUUGCUGCGAUCUCAGAAACAAUUCGUAUAGAGAAAACGGUUAUACUGGAGGCUAUUCCCCGGCAUUGACGCUCCGUGGUUUUUUCCUCCAGUUUCUAACAUUCUUCUCCACACCAAAUGUCGAACAAGACCACGGUGAUGCCAUCGAAAUCGGCGACUUCAUUGUCACUAGGUACGUCCGGGAGACGGAUGCGGCCCGACGCGCCGCCGACUUGAGUUCGCAUGGAAAUCGUUGGUAUUGCGAUAAUUGCCUUGAUCCUUUCGACUCCUUUCGACCAAGCGCUCUCGAUCCCCCGAGUAAAAUGGAACAGGAAUGGGCGUCUAACCCGUCCCCAGAAGUCAUCGUGAGCGUCUACGCCACCGAGGAUCAGGAGAUUACACACAAGACGAAAGGCGGAGGACAGCCUGAUCCCAUGCGUGUGCACAUGAUGGAAUAUCAAAUGGAGCCAGACCCUAAGGCAAUUUCGAAUUGGACCUGGAAAUGCCCAUACGGUUCACAAGCUUUCCCUCAUUACCUACUGUCUGCACAAAAAUCUAUGGCCAUGGACAUCGGUGAACCUUCGCUGUUGCUCGCUCAUUCAGCCACAUGUGUUCUCGAAAACAUUCCUGACGAUAUUUUCUUUACGCUCGCCACUUAUCUCCCCUCAGAGACUGUCCUCAUCUUUUCAGAAGCUUAUCCUCGCUUCCGCACUAUUGUGGAAUCAGCUCACGAGCUCCUUCGGCGGGAGCUGCAGUGCUUCUUCUUGACGCCUCUCACCAGUUCCAUCCUGGGCAUCGGUGUUGCUUGGGAUCCCCGACAACGUACAUUAACAUCCGAUUUUGAUUGGCUGAGCGAGGAAGCGUUCAUGAAAUUUGGCGUCAGGAGGAGCAUUCAAAAACGGGCGUUCCAAUAUUUUCUUCCUCUGGCGUUCAGUCGUCUGCACUUCCUGCGGGUUCAGGAUAAGAUUUUGGGGGCAUUACUGGUAAUAUACAGGGACGAGCAGCAAGUAGACGGCGCAUCACUUCAGCGGACGCAAGGAGCCUCUUUAUUCAGACAACCCGAAACGCUCAAUGUGUUGCCAUCUGAGCUGCUCCUUGUCAUCUACAGAAUGAUGAACAACAUUGUUGUGGCACUCAUGAAGUCUUGCGACGACGUCCUGACUACUCGCAAUGGUGCUUCAUCGACGACGACUCUCCUCCUUGCAUCCGAGAAAGCCGUCUACUCGUACUGUCAUCUCUUCCAUCUCCUCUUAUGCCUCUCUCGUUCGAACCCAAACAUUCAGCAAGACGCUACGAAAAAAAUUUCCGAUUUUAUCACUCAGCCGGGCACUCGUGUCAAGGCCAGCAUUCCUGACCUCGGCGAGUUCAUUGUGCUUGUAACACUUGCCCUCGCUUCUGGAAAAGGCGAUGUUCUUAGGGACCAUCCGGAGCUCGAGGAGAUGGAAGAGGGCAGAAGCGAUCAUCGCCUGAACACGACGUUCAACCACUCCAAGACUAGCCUGCGACUGAUGAUGUUCCAAAUCACAUUCUUGACGAUAUUUGUCGAAACACAUUCUUCUGAUUUGGGACGUUUGGAUGACAACCACGGAUUUGCAGAGGAAGAAAUUCCGGAGAAGAUGGUUGAUGCGAUCAAGGACAUAUAUAAGGUCGGAGACUGGCCUACAUUUUUUGAGAAGGUUCAGUAUGUGCGAGGCAAGUCGUUUGGCGCAGUGAAGCAUUCUCAGUUAUUGAGGGAUGCCGUGAGGGUCAAUGCUGAGCGUGGGUAUCACAAGCCUGCGAAUGUACGGAAUACGAACGGAUUGCCGAAUUCCAGGAACCAAGGGGAUAGGAAGGGGGGAACGAGGGGAAUCAUCGUGACCCAUGAAGGAUACGCCAUCUUGUCGUAUUUUAAUUGUAUCAUCCUCACUGGAUGUAUCGGUGAACCUUGGAUCCAACGAUUGUCUCAUCCGACGUCAAUAUAUGAUAAUUCUGUCUCUGUCUUGUCCAACGAAACUGAAAAACACUUGCCAUGGACAAUCUCGAAUAAAUAUUACACUGCUGAGGUCCAUUUCUUGGCACGACAGAUUAAGGGACUCGCACCCUACCAUUUGCAAGAAAUUCCUGCGUUAAUAUUUGUUUGGGAAAAAGGGGAGGCCUACAAACACCAUAUUCAACGACUCUCUAAAGACUUUGGUGGCUCAGAACCGGAAGUUUCACUUGCUGUACGUGUCCCGGCCUCGACGACGCCUCCCGAAGAAGAUAAGGAAGAUGAAGAAGAAACUCUGGAAGAUGAUAAUGCCGUGGAUGAAUUUGUAUCAUCUCGUGGUUUCGAGUUCGUUGACGCCUCUGGCGGAGAACACACUGAAAGCACAGAGGAACUUGAAAGCAUAUCGAACGGUAUACCCUCUCUUCCUCGUGUUCUUGAUGCUCUGAGCACAAUUAUGUGGCCUUCCAUGCAAACAUCCCAAAAAUCCUCGCGUAUCGCCACUCGGAGUUGGAAAGGCAACGCUGCGUUCCUUGAAUGGGCGCAAUCAUCGUUUGAUACGUCCGACACCUCCCCUGACGAAGACAACGUGGUCACCCGCGACUCUGACCAACAAAGUGACCAUAAGACGAGACUUCAAAAGGAAAUGGACGAACUUGCAAAAUGGCUUCAGGAUGGCGAAGAAUAUACGAAAGAUAACCCUUGGAAAGUUCCGGGUGUCAUCACGUCCCCAGCAGAGAUCGACGACGACGUAUGGGGAUCUAGAGAAAAAUCUACUAUCACAAAGGGCGCUGUGGACGCGUUUGAUGAUGAUUUCUCUGUCUUCGUGUCUGCUCCCGCGGAGACAGAAUCUAAAGGAAAUAGACAGCGCUACACAACUGAAGCAGACAGCAAAGUGUCUUUCGAGACAUCCUUUGACUCGUCUUUCGAUUUUGAUCGACUUGGUCCAUCGCCACUGGGAGUGACGUACCAUGCGUUGGGUAGUGCGUCCGACUUGGGUGACCCUCAGGAGUCAGGGAUUCCACAUCCUGAUACAACGGAGAGCGACGACGAAGACUUACCCUCUCAAGACGAAAUCAAGGAGAGUGCUCAACGCAUAUUUGGCACCCAGGGAACAUCAAGUUCUGACGAUGGCAUUGAAGGCGAUGAUUUCGAACUUGCGCCAUUUGACAUUGGCCAGGUGAUGAGCGCUCUCCAAGGAAUGAAGGCUGAGAUUGCUGGCAUCGAAGAGAAAAGUGAGAGGCGGAAGGCGGCGGCUAGAAUUACGCUUGGUUUGGUUUAUGGCUUGGAAAGAGAUACAAAAGUAGGAGGGGAUUUUGAUCUUGAUCCCGAGACAGAAAAUUAG
Guyanagaster necrorhizus is the source of this 3504-nucleotide messenger RNA. RefSeq lists its product as uncharacterized. Gene Ontology annotation, molecular function: protein binding. The record is from RefSeq and is a predicted model, not a curated record. The coding region runs from base 1 to 3504 and encodes 1167 amino acids. The transcript is spliced from 10 exons. Lineage: Eukaryota; Fungi; Basidiomycota; Agaricomycetes; Agaricales; Physalacriaceae.